AUGAGUUCUAUGCCAAAACCAGAAAGACAUGCUGAAUCAUUGCUUGACAUUUGUCAUGAUACUAACUCUUCUCCCACUGAUAUGAUGGCAGUUACUACAAACCAAAAUAUAACCUUGCAAAGUAUCAGCAGCAGUGAGGAGUUUGACCAAGAUGAGGAUUGCAGUCGUUCCAUAUUGCUUAGUGAAGGAGGAGACCCAAGUGGUGAUGGACAAGAUUGGCAACCCAGGAUAGAAGGUGUUGAGAUUAUUGUUACUUUUCCAAGAGAUGCCACUUAUCCCCAAGAAAUAAGCAGAGAAGAUUUACAAGAAAACAAUCAGAUAACCCCAGUGAAUCGAGAAAGGGCACGAGCACAUUCUGUUUCUCUUCCAAAUGAAAUUCACAUGCUAGACUUCCGAUCAAAGACACUGAAAAUGGGUCAGAAGAAAGAGGAAAUUUCCAAGGAUCUCUGUGAUGCAAAGGUGGGCUUUUUGUUUCCAAGACCUUGCCUAGAACCAAGCAUCUCAACAUCUGUAGCCAGAGAAGAUGUUCCUCACUUUCUGAAGGAGCAGCAAAGAAAAUCUGAAGAGUUUUCUACUUCUGAUAUGAAGUAUAGUAGCCGAAGAAUUGAGUUCCCUCUGCCACCAUUAUCACUUUUGCCCAUGAAACCUGGUCUUCAUACUGUCCCCCAAAAUCACAAGGAUCAAAAAGAGAGAGAGAGAAAUAUUCUGAAUUUUGUAUCUUGCAAACCUAAGCUGUCAGAGCCCAGAAGUCAAUCUGAUGAGUUUAGACCAUCAAACAAGCAGGAAGAAGUUCUGUUUAAGGUGUUUGUGGAUCAGACUUUCAGGUCCUCUGAUAGCUCUAUUUGGUCCAGAAACAUGUGCUCUUUUUGGAAGGCUAACCAUCACAGACAACACAUGGAGAUGGAGAACAGGAAGUCCAAGGAAACAGAAGGAAGUGACAAAAUUGCAGUCUCUCACUUUGAGAAAGGACAAUCUUUCGUGUCCUUUGAGAAUUGUAAGGAAAGCAGUUUUCCCACAGAUAGGGAAGUGGAUAUUGACUGCCUUGGUUGUGAAAUGAGAAAAGCAGAAGAGAAUUCUCAACAUCUUUCACCAGGAAAGAAAGAGGAUUCAGUAGCCAGAAACGUGUUUAUAAAUUUUGAAGUUGGAUGUGCCAUGCCAAUCAAGUUCCAAGAAGACCAGCUUUCAGAAAAUAUUCUAAGUCAGGAUGAAUUGACUAGAAAUGAUAAGCCUGAUUUAAAAAGUACUUCAGUACAUAAAGGUAAAGCAAUUGAGCCAAAUCAUAUUUUAGAAGAGUAUACUGUCCUUAAGAGUUUGUCCAACGUAGUCCCUGAUGGCCCCAUUGAAAAGCUCCCACAAGGUCCGAGAUGCACAGAGACAAACAUAAAAAUGUCAGGGGCAGAGGCAACCAAACCGGAAAUGAAUGGGAUGGUGCCUCUUAUCCACAUCACUUUCCCUGGAGAUGAAACUUCCAAGGAACCAGCGAUAGCCAAACCAAGCCUCCAAAAAAGAAAGGGCACUCUUCCCAGCAACAAUAACUUCAAUAUCCUUGCACAUCAAGAAAAUGACAGGCAUAAGAUGAAAAACCCCAGAAAUAAGUUGGAGUCAAAGACUAAGACCAGUAAUAGGACACCCCAGAAUUUCAUGAUUUCCAUUGAAGGUUCCAUUAAGCCUACCAUACAUAAAACCAGCAUAAAAACUCCAGUUUUCCCUGCUUUGGAGCUUGGUGACCCCAGACAUCGGCAACCACCCAAGUUUCAGCGGAGAAUGCCACAGACAGAAAAGAAGCAAUCAACUUACCGGGCUCUGAAACCUAAAAAGCAAUCUUUUCCUUGCAUUGGUAAGAAUCCAGGAAUAAAAAAGUCUUCUAUUCCUCUCUCUGCUCAACCAACAGAGCCAAGACUAAAUUACCUAGAUCUUAAGUAUAGUGACAUGUUCAAAGAAAUCAACUCAACUGCUAAUGGGCCUGGAAUCUAUGAAAUGUUUGGGACCCCUGUUUAUUGUCACAUGAGAGAGGCUGAACGUCAUGAGAGCAAAUAUUAUCGAGAGAUAUGCUCAGCUCCAUCUGGCAGAUGUAUUACCAAUAAAUGUCGAUCUUCACACAGUGAGAGGAGUGGCAAUAGCAGAACACGAUUUUCUCAGAAAAGACCACAUGUUAAACCCACAAAGGUUUCGCUUGGCAUUAAACAAAAGAACAAAAUUUUAAUUUCUAAAGAAAAGGGUUACAAAGCUGUAGGUAGCAACUUAGAAGACAUUGAAAAUGGUGAUGAUACUUCAGGUUCAGAGUGGCAGAUAAAGUCUUCAGGAAAUGACUUUCUCUCUUCUAAUGAUGAAGUUCAGUCCUUGAACUUGGCUCUGCCUCAUGAACGGUCCACUGAACAGAAUGAAUUAAUUCCUGUUUCAGAUUUGUCCACUGUUGAAGAAGUCUCUAUGGAAGAGUCUGCUGAUGAAGGAGAUAUUUCUAACAAUCAAAUACUUGCCAUGAGCCUCAGAGAUCUGCAGAAACUUGAAGAACUACAUCACCAGACCCCAUAUGUCCUUUCAGAAAACAGCUGGGCAGUGCCCAGUGAGAAUUCCAACAAGCAUGUACUGCAAGAAAAGCAGAAUACAGCAUCUCUUGGUAAAAUAGAUGCCAACCAAAUUUUAACUAAUGAUGUAGGGCUCAAAAGUGUUUUAGAUAAGUCUGAGAGACUUAUGAGUUUCUCUUUCCAAGAGAAACAACAGAGUGCAUCUUCCCAAGCAUAUCAACAUUGGGCACAUUCUUUGGAUCAUGAUAGUUUAGCUAAUGAAUCAAUUACAUAUCAAACAUUUGGACAAACUUUAAGUUAUGCAAAUUCAAUUUCACAAGAAAUUCUGGAUUCUGUAAAGAAUGAUGAAUUGACAGAUGAACUAUUAGGAUGUCUAGCUGCAGAACUAUUAGCUCUUGACGAGAGAGGUAACGCCUCUUGCCAAAUAAUGGCAAAUGAAACAGAUCCUGAAAACCUAAAUCUUGUCUUCAGUAGGAGAGGACAAACCACACAAGAAUUGGGCGGAGAGACAACCAAUGUUAAAAUACAGAGAUAUAGUAAUGGGUUCGGGAUAUGUGACAAGGAGAAGAAAUUUCUUACCUCAAAUGAAAAGAAGACAUUUUCUGAAAAUAGCUUAAAGUAUGAAGAAUCUAUCCUGUGGACUAAGGGAGAGGUCCUUGGGAAGGGAGCCUAUGGCACAGUAUAUUGCGGUCUUACUAGCCAAGGACAACUAAUAGCUGUAAAACAGGUGGCUUUGGAUACCUCUGAUAAAUUAGCUACUGAAAAAGAAUACCAGAAACUACAGGAAGAAGUAGAUUUGCUCAAAGCACUGAAACAUGUUAACAUUGUGGCCUAUUUGGGGACAUGCUUGGAAGAGAACAUCGUAAGCAUUUUCAUGGAGUUUGUUCCUGGUGGCUCAAUUUCUAGUAUUAUAAACCGUUUUGGGCCAUUGCCUGAGAUGGUGUUCUGUAAAUAUACAAGACAAAUUUUGCAAGGUGUUGCUUAUCUCCAUGAGAACUGUGUGGUGCAUCGAGAUAUCAAAGGAAAUAAUGUUAUGCUCAUGCCAACUGGAAUAAUAAAGCUAAUUGACUUUGGCUGUGCCAAGCGUUUGGCUUGGGCUGGCUUAAAUGGCACCCACAGUGACAUGCUUAAGUCCAUGCAUGGGACUCCAUAUUGGAUGGCCCCGGAAGUCAUCAAUGAGUCUGGAUAUGGAAGGAAGUCGGACGUCUGGAGCAUUGGCUGCACUGUGUUUGAGAUGGCCACAGGGAAGCCUCCACUGGCUUCCAUGGACAGGAUGGCAGCCAUGUUUUACAUUGGAGCACACCGAGGGCUGAUGCCUCCUUUGCCAGAACACUUCUCAGAAAAUGCAGUGGACUUUGUGCGUGUGUGCCUGACCAGAGACCAGCACGAGCGACCUUCUGCUGCCCAGCUCCUGAAGCACUCUUUCUUGAUGAGAAGUCACUGAAUAUACAUCAACUUUUCGUUCCAGCUCCAUUAUAGAUAUACACCGUGAUUGCUUCAUUGUGGGAAUGAUGGUUAAAGGACUUUUGUUUUCUUACUGUUAAAACAACUCAACCCAAUUUAACCAGAUCCUGCAGUGUCACUAACUAAAAUGUUUUAGUUAAAUGUUAGUCUUAAGCUUCAGGUAUGGUUACCCAUGUAUAUGAGAACAUUUUCUUAAACAGUAAAAACAAAAAACCUAUUGCAGUGUUUACAGUUUUGACUAUCCAGGAAUACAUUCUCUAUUGCCUUCUGUUAUCCUUCCUUUUACU
Messenger RNA from Hyaena hyaena (striped hyena), 4276 nucleotides. RefSeq names its product mitogen-activated protein kinase kinase kinase 19 (gene MAP3K19). The transcript is spliced from 10 exons. Gene Ontology annotation, biological process: protein phosphorylation. NCBI's taxonomy places the organism in Eukaryota, Metazoa, Chordata, Mammalia, Carnivora, Hyaenidae. Gene Ontology annotation, molecular function: protein kinase activity; ATP binding. The record is from RefSeq and is a predicted model, not a curated record. The coding region runs from base 1 to 3969 and encodes 1322 amino acids.